GCCAAAUUGACGCGCUAGUAAUCCAUAAAUAUUUGAGGUCGCACCGACACUAAAUUCUACAGUUGCAGAUGCUAAAUUAACACAAAGCGCUCUCUUUUUUGAGCAAUGAGAUUUAAAACUAGAAUUAGUAAUUUAUAUACUCUUACACGUUUGGUGCAGGCAUUGGACAGAAUUGGAAAAUUUUGUUGGUUACGGCUUAUGCCAGAAACAGUAAAUUUUAUUAUUAUACCUGAUUUUCGAAUGACACAGGUUUGGGCAGUUUUGGAAGUGGAAACUAUAUUUGAAGAAUACGUUGUUCAAAGUAAUGCCGAGAAUGUAAUCAACUUGGAGAUACCCGUUGAUAACUUAUAUAAAGCUCUGCGUUCAGCAGCAAAUGCUAGUGAUUCUACAAUCAGGCUUUCUAAGAAAAACAAUCAACCAUUACUAUCUUUAUCUACAACUUGGAGCGGACGUGCAUUUGGAUCGAAUAUCGUGACACAUAACAUCCCAAUUCGUGUUCUGUCGCAUUCGUAUGUGUCUGCAAUCAAAGAACCAACAGCUCCUGAACCAGAUUGUCAUAUAUUCUUCCCUAAUUUAAACAUAUUACGACAGGUGGCCGAUAAGUACAAAAAUAUGUCAGAUCGAGUCAUCAUUUCAGCCAACAUGUCUGGAGAACUACAGCUUUCAGUAUCGACACCCGCAGCAAAAGUGACCACGAGGUGGAAAGAUCUUGAAAAUCCAGAGCUCGAUCCUUCACAAGUAGACGACAUUAACCGGCAUCCCUCUCAAACUCGAAAUCCCAAAGAUUUUGUACAUAUGCGACUAGAUGCGAAAGACUUGGUGAAUAUGCUUCGCAUUUCCACCGUUGCUAGAAGGGUUAUAGCAUGCUUCUGCGAAGGGCAUGCACUUGUAUUAUAUGUGUACAUUACAGAUCCUGAAGAUGAGCACACAGCUGUGCUCACCUAUUAUAUCAGUACUUAUGUUGAUUAACUACAUGAAUUCAUGAAUUCUAUUUAUUAUGUAAGGAUGUGUCCGCAAUAAAAUCGCAGUGUCGUUCUGUUGGGUAGAAGAAUAAGACCAUAUUAAAUAGUGAGGUUCAUUGAAUCGUCAAUUGGGUGCUCGUAG
Messenger RNA from Schizosaccharomyces octosporus yFS286, 1104 nucleotides. Its product is annotated as checkpoint clamp complex protein Hus1. Lineage: Eukaryota; Fungi; Ascomycota; Schizosaccharomycetes; Schizosaccharomycetales; Schizosaccharomycetaceae. Gene Ontology annotation, cellular component: site of double-strand break; checkpoint clamp complex; nucleolus. The record is from RefSeq and is a predicted model, not a curated record. Bases 106 to 969 code for a protein of 287 amino acids. Gene Ontology annotation, biological process: mitotic intra-S DNA damage checkpoint signaling; double-strand break repair via homologous recombination; telomere maintenance. The transcript has 5 exons.